This is a messenger RNA of Danio aesculapii, 4821 nucleotides long. Its product is annotated as Transmembrane protein 150A-like. The record is from RefSeq and is a predicted model, not a curated record. The transcript is spliced from 7 exons. Lineage: Eukaryota; Metazoa; Chordata; Actinopteri; Cypriniformes; Danionidae. Bases 59 to 877 code for a protein of 272 amino acids.
GGCGAAGGCGAAAGAAGUGGCUGUUUUGAGGGGAGCAGUAGAGGAUCGUGUGCUGGAGAUGUCUCUGUGGAUGAUCUUACCCGUCAGCCUCCCAGCUCUCACCAUCACUGGAAUAUGGGUCGUGUAUGCUUUGGCCUUAUAUAACCAGCAUGUCUGUCCUGUGGACAACUGGAUGUAUAACCAGUCAUGUGAAGUGGAUCUGCCAAUGCAGAGAGGACCAACCUUAUGCUGUACUCUGGACAACGUCCCUCUCAUAAGUAAAUGCGGGACACUUCCUCCAGAGAGCUGCUUCUUCAGUCUCAUCUGCAGCACCGGAUCCUUUAUGGUGAUGGUGAUUGUGUUGCUGCGCUAUGCCCAUGUGAUAGAGAAACACCAAAACUGUGUGUUGAACACAGCAAGUCUCUCCACCGGCUGGAUCUGUGCUGCUGGACUCAUUAUGGUCGGCAAUUUCCAGGUGGAUUACGCUAAAGUUCUCCACUAUGUUGGAGCAGGAGUGGCCUUUCCCACCAGUAUGCUGUUUGUGUGCUUGCAGUCUGCGCUGACCUACCGCCUGGCCAAGACUCAGGGAGAAUAUAACAUGGGUCAUUUGCGCCUCUUCAUGACCCUGCUGGCCUUCGUAGCCUUGGUGCUUAGUGGGGUGUUUUUUGUCCAGGAGAGUUUUAUCCUGCAACAUGCUUCAGCCAUAUUCGAGUGGGUCUUCUGUGUCAUUAUUAUGCUGUUCUAUGGCACAUUCGCUUUUGAAUUCGCCGGGAUAUCUAGUGACACCAUGAUGGUGCUGGCCCGAGGACAAUCUCUACCCUCCGUAAGCCGAGACCACAAAAUGGAGUCUCUAAGUGGAGCCAAUCAGCACCAACCAGAGAGUCUGUCCAUAUUAUAACCCCGAGCUCUUUCAACACUAGAAGAAAAACACUUCAACCGCAGAGGGAAAGUAACAGAAACUGGUUUACCUUUGCCAAAGAAUCCAGCUCUGAUUUUGCACAUUUUGGAGAGACUUCUACACUCUCUGGGGACCUUUUGAAUCUAACAUCUUCCAUGCUGGGAAAAACAAAAGUCAUCGCCUGGAUGUUUUGGAGUGUCUCAUAGAACUCAUGGGAUUUCGAAGUGGAUAAAUUAAGAACUACUAGUUGGCUAAACUUUCUGGUGAAACCAGAGGAACGCUACAUCAGUUGCUUAACAAAACCCCAACACUAAAGCAUUCUAACAUGGUGCCUUAACAAAUGUUAUAGUGCCAAUUCCAGACCAUUCAAGACAAUGAAUCCAAAAAUGCUGUUUUCUGUGCCUUUGUAUUUUUGUUUGUUUGUUUUGUCCAAAGGUAGAUAUGGUUUAAUCAUAUAAUGCUUUGUCUGUCCGUCUGUUAACUGAUCAAAGUGUUUCAUUUUGCCUUAAUCACCAUAUGCUGUCUGAAACCUCUUGUUCAAGAGAUUGUCAUUACCAUUGUGCCUUAUACCAAAAACCAAAUACAGCUAUUUAAUAGACAUAUACGUCAACAGUCUAAAUCUGAAAACUGCCUUGAAUAUACAAGGCAUGUAUAUUUUCAUAUGCAUUGUAAAGAGCAAAGCUGAACGAGAUCAGCAAAAACCUCUCGUGAAACAGGCGUAUAAGCUUAUUAUCACGUUAAGUCGCCAGUAAUUGGUGACAUUCCAGAAGUCAUGUUAGAGGCAAUGAGUAUUGCUGUACAUUGUGACCAAAUGUAACUAAGAAGAGGGUUAGUUUGUGCUGAGGUCUUUGUGAUUGUUCCCUCCUUCUGUCAAUGCAGGAACUGUCAUGUGUUGUGUUUGAGUUGGUUACAAGGAAGCGUAGCAAUGAUAGCUGCCCUCUUAGAGAGUGGCUAGUUUAUGCGUUCACACAAAAGGUCUUUGUGGACUGUUUUUUGCAGACAAAAUGACAUGCAGCAGGACUGCUAGUUCAUAACUGUUUUUGUUUGUUUUGAAAAUAACAGAUGAAGCUUGGUUUACAGCGGUCAUAUGUUUUCAUACUACCAACAUAGCAAAACAAUCGAAUUGUUUUUCAAUCAUUAUCACGGGAGUUUAGUCAUUUCAUUUGUCAGGAUAAGAGCCAUAUUGAUGCUUAUCACCGUCUAAUGCUACCUGUGCUGUCCUGAAAAUAUCUUCCAUUAUCUGUGCUCAGGAAGAUCUGUUUCUUGCUUUCAUAAAACUUAUUUCUAUGCUCAUGACUGUGUUAAUCCACCACACUUAAAGGGUUCAACCAAAAAUGAAAAAUCUGAUAUUAGUUACACACACUUGUGUUGUUUCAAUCUCAAGAGAUGUUUCAAGAAAUAUUCAUUAUUCUUUGUAACACAAAUUGAGAUAUUUUAGAUGAAAUUCGAGAGCCCACUCAUCCCCAUAGAAUGCAAUGGUCCAGAAAUGGAACAAAGAACAUUGUCAAAAUUGUUUUCAAGGGUUCACACUUAGUCUUAGGUCUCAGGGGACAUGGAAUGAUACAAGGUUGACUAAUUAACAACAGAAUUAGAAUUUUCGGGUAAACUUAUACAUUACGUCAAAUCUUCUUAAAGGAUUUUAAAUAUUAUCUUGAGAAAAAAAAAACAUAGUUUGUUUUUUUCUCAUUUAAACCAAUCUUUAAUGUGCCUCUAAAAUAUUCCUAACAUUGUCAAAAUUUUGUCAAAAGUUAGCAGAUUUGGCAUGCUGUCCCGGGAGAAAACACUGAGCUCGGAGAUAAGCGAUGAGCAUGUAAGAGGGUACGAGAUCAGGUCGUUCUCGAGAGCUUCCCUAAUUUUCCUUGAAUAUCAAGGGCAGCCCUAGAGGAAUAGGCCGCCAACCACACCAGCGCAUACCCACGCGGUAAAAGCUCAGUACUAAAGUACUUGUUUACUGUUCCUAUUGGUUUAUUUAAUGGUAAAGUUAGAUGGGAUAUUUAUGUUGAGUUCGGAAUGAUCCGAUUGGCUUGCUAAUAAUUACGGAUAAGGGACCGACCAUGAUCAAUCAUGCUCCUCUUAAAAUUAGUUUGUGAAACUUCCCUUUUGGUGCACAAAAUUGUUCACGGAGAUUCAUAUGUUUACAUUUGAACCUCUGAAAUGACGUAAAAUGUUUUAACAAUGUUUUUGGUUGCUUUUCUGGUCUUUGAACAUGUCUGGACCCUUGCUGUCUUUGGAGAAGAGAGCUGUCUAAUCUCAUCUAAAAUUACUUAAUUUGUGUUCCAAAGAUAACCGAAGGUCUCUGGGGACUGGAAUGAUACAAGGUUGACUAAUUAACAACAGAAUUAGAAUUUUCGGGUGAACUUAUACAUUAAGUCAUAUCUUCUUAAAGUAACUUAAAUAAUAUCUUGAGAAAAAAAACAUAGUUUGUUUUUUUUCUCAUUUAAACCAAUCUUUAAUGUGCCUCUAAAAUAUUCCUAAUAUUGCUUGAAGAAACAGUUUAUCUAAAGAUAAAAACAAAUCACCGUUUACCCUCAUGUUGUUUCAAAACUAAAUGAUAUUUUUUCCCCUGUGGAUAUAAAAUGGAGAAAUGUAAAGAUGUUUCAUAUAAUUGGGCAGCUCAAUUGUGCACUGGGCAGUUCUACAAUUGUAGUGGAUAAAAUACAGAUGAACCUUUCCGUUGGCUGAAUUUAUCAAAUCUAAUUUCCAUUGCUUUUAGAUUUAAGCACUGCAGAAUAAAUUGUGAUUUUUCUCUAAAUAAUUCAGUUUUGUUGUUUCCUCUUUUAAAACAAGGAUUCAAAAGAAAUAGAACGUAACACUUCCUGCACUACAGCAAACGUGUGUGUGUUUUUGGUGCUUAUUGUUAAAGACUUUGGCCGGAUAAAUGAAAGCAAACCAUUUUUGACAUAAAAAACCCUAUAGUCUACAUUUACUAAAGGAAUAAAAUAAAAGCAAUAGUGAAGAAAUGAUACUUUUGUAUUAAAGACUUCAUCACAUUUGCUGGAGUUUCCUUUUCAGAUGCAUUUUUUGGAGUAAAUAAAUGAAUUGUGAAAUGUGAAGUAAGGAUUUUAGUCAGUUUUCUUGCAUUUGCAUUAUUUAACACCCCCCCAAAAUGUCUUAACUAAAUGGUUCACUAUAAAAAUAAAAAUUUACACAAUUUACUCACCUAGAAAUGAUUGCAAACCUUAAUGAGCUUAAUUUGUUGUUCUUGUUGAACACCAAAGAAAUUUUGGAAAAUGUUGGAAACUGGAUAUCCAUAGUAGAAAAAAUGCUGCAGAAGUCAGUGGCUGCUAAAAUGGUUAUUAAAAUUAAGUGGUUUAAGUGAAUUGCUUUUUGUUAGUCAUUAUGGAAAUGAGUUGCUGCUUUUGUGUUUUUAAUUUUUGUGCCAAAAGAUCUACUCCCAUUGGUGCUUUAAUGGAGUUCCACUCUCCUAAUUAAACCCUAACCCUAAACCCUAAUUAUCCAUGUUCUGUAAAUCUGGCCUAUAGUUACAAUGAACUGGAUUUUAAAAUUAACAAGCCAGUGCAUUCUUAAAUGCUUGCUUUCAUUGUCAUUUUUUGUUCAAUAGGGAAAAAAUACGCCAAUGUGAAGGUGGUUAGAACAUUAGAGAUUUGUCAUUUUAAGUAUUUCUUUGAAAUACAGUCCGUUGAGUCCAUUUUCCCUGUCACCUUUUGCCUAGACUGGUGUUCCUCCAUGUAUUAUCUACUAGUUUGCUUAAACCUGGGCUCUUGACAGUCAAUAGCUGUAAACCUGCUGCAAACCUGCUGACAUUCAACAAGACUCACAUCAGCCUUUAAUGUCAUACCAGAAAGCAAAAAUACCUUCAUGUGCCUUUGUUUCAACCAAAGACAGAAUCAAUGAUUGGAGAAAUGUAUUUGUUUGGCAGGAUGUGUUUGAUUGUGCUGUAAAUUUGCCUUAAAAUGUAUGGAAAUAAAGCAGAAUCAAACUCA